UUUGAGGCCUUUUCAUGGCAAAACUAGCCUAACUCGCAUGCGGGCAGAGCCUUAGAUAGCGCUCCCAUCACCUUUUGGGUAGGGGUGAGAAUGGAUCUGAAAGGAAUGGGGACUUGAGAGCGGAGGUCUGCCUAGGAUCCUUUUCAUCGAGUUUGCAGAUUUCUUUUCUCUCAUCUCAAAGUAUUUAAAUCCGCUAACGUCAUUUAACAUGUGCGGUCACGUGGUAUGUUUAGCGCGUUAUCACGAUUCCUUGAUUAAUUAUUCUAAUCUAUGGAUUGCGUUAAGCCAUUCUGCGGAGACUAGGCUUGUCAUUGGAUAGUAUUUUGUAUUGAGGGGCGGGAAGGGGACUGACGUGGGUGGAGUUUGUAAGAUCUGGGUGUGAAUUCUACCUCGACUAUUUACUAGCGCGACUUUGGAAAAGCUUCAGUUUCUCCAGGCGGCUCUCUUAAGAUGACAAUUGCCCGCGGAUGAAAUCCCACGUCGUGACCAAAUAAGAAGCUUCAUUUGAUCCAGAAAUUACUUUGCGUGUCAGAAGUCAUCAGCUCCAGCUCUAAGGAUUGCAGGAAAGGAUUUCAGACAAUCCCUGGAAGGAUGGUUUCCAAAAGCCGCAGGUGUCAACGAGACGUUUCCUAGCAAAGGUUAGUUAGCAAGUUUAUGCCAAUUCUCCCCAUGCUCAGGGUGGGAUGCAAACUUGGAGGGGGGCAGAGGCCUGACAGUCGGAGGUUAGAGCGGUAGCUUAGAGCUUGAAGGAAAAGAGAAAGCCGAGCAGUGUCUAAGAUUUGCGACCCCCAAACCCAAAAGCGGCGGCGUGGGAAGAUUAGAGAAAGCUUGGAGCGCAGCCGUACGGGGCGGAGCCGAGAAGGGAAGGAAAACGCCUGAGGAAGUAUGGAAGAAAGACUACAAUCCCCAUCAACCCCUUGGGAUCCGGAGGGGCAGCGCAUGCGUGAGGGGCGGCCCCCAACUCCCCCCAGUGAGGGAGGGAGGUAGGGAGGGAGGUCCCCGGCGACCGCUGCCGGGGCUGGGAGUCAGCUGCCGCGGGACCCGUGUGCGCUGGGGCACCGCGGCCGAAAGCGGGCUCGGGCUUGCAGCGGCCACUGGCUGGCAUUGGAGCCAGCCCUGCGCGGCCGCGGAGCAGAGCCGGCCGUGGGGCAGGCGGCGCCAGGUCAAGAGCUGGGCUCCGGGAGUGGAGAGGCGGAGAGGUUGCCCUCUCCGAAGCUGCAGCCCCUGCGUUUGCAGCGGAGAGAGGGAUGCGUGAGUUUCGCCUCAGCUCCGGGGGCAGGAUGUGGGAGUAGGACAAAGGCUGCCCGAGGGGGCGGGGAGAGCAGCUGCCCGGAGCAUCAGCCAGGCGCUGAGCUAACGGAGUCGGGCAAGUUUUCUUUACUCUCUACUUUACAACUUGCAAAAAAAAAAAGUCCUGUGCUCUGGGAAAGAGAGCCAAAGGGGAGGGGGCGUUGCAGGUAGCAAAAUGGAGGCGGGGGUGGGGAGAGAUCCCCAGGCUUGCUGGGGCUCGAGGUCCAGUCCGUAGACCCUCGAGUGCACUGCUCCUCUAUCCUAGGCUGCAGAAGGUAAUGGGGCUGAGGGUGGAGGCGGGACCUCGGGACGGGCGAAGUGGGGCGCUCCACAGCCUCAGUUAAAGUUGUCUUUCUCUGCCCAGGUGCGCGUUGAGAUCCCCGGCCACCCCAAAUUCCAACGGAGAGAAGCGAGGAUGGAUGAGCGAUGGUGGGAAGGACACCUGGCAUUGGAUAUUCACUGUACGCUCAGAGAAAAGGAGCUGAAGCUGCCUGUCUACAAAGCCCAGUCCCCCCUCCUUGAGAGCCGAAGGUAUUUUGUUGACUUAGUUUCUGUCCUCAGCAACCACUGCAAAAUCUGCCCCACAGCCAGACACCUGGCUGUCUACCUGCUGGACCUCUUCAUGGAUCGAUACAACGUGACUGCAAAGCAGCUGCAUAUCGUGGCCAUAGCCUGCCUUUUGCUAGCAAGUAAAUUUGAAGAGAAGGAUGAUCGAGUGCCAAAACUGGAACAGAUGAACAGCUUGGGCGUCCUAUGCAACCACCAGCUGGUGCUGAGUAAGAAGGAACUUCUCCAGACGGAGCUGCUCCUCCUGGAAGCUUUUGGAUGGAACCUCUGCAUGCCGACCCCAGCCCACUAUGUGGAUUACUACCUCUUGUUCUCUCUCGGGGAGAAGGACCUCUGCAACAACUGGCCCAUCUUCUCUUUCUCGAAAACCAAAGGUUUCUUGGAGAAAUAUGCCCACUACUUUCUGGAAGUCUCAUUACAAGAUCAUAUUUUUCACAGCUUCCCACCAUCUAUGGUAGCUGCAGCCUGCAUUGGGGCCUCUAGGAUUUGCCUGCAGUUCUCCCCCAUCUGGCCCAGAGACCUGGAGAGAAUAUCACAUUAUUCUAUGGAGCAGAUCAGUCCGUGUGUUAAAGUCAUGCUGUUGGCUUUCGACAGUGACUUCAAGGAUCCCAACAAAGUGAAGAACCAGCCACUAACCCUGCAGUCCCAGGUGUUAGUGCCCAGCACACAUCAGGCUCCUACCCAGGUGCUCUUCCAACAGCCAGCCUUCCACCAUCCCCUCCCCCAGCUCCCGGCUACUCUGCCCCAUAUCCAGGCCCCUGUGCAAGACUUGUGCUCAGCCUAUCGUGACACGCUCCAGCCCCACCAGGCUGGGAGCUUGCUCUCGGGAAGCACCGGCCCCUCUCUGUAUCACCCUUAUUCUGCCCUCCAGCCUUCAGCCGUCCAGGCUGUCACCAUCCCCGGACCCCUCCCCAGACAGAUUGGGGCAGAACCAAGACACUGCAUCUCUAUGGCCUAUGGGAGUAGCUACUUCAGUGGACAUCAUUCAUUCCCAGCUGGAUGUUUUGACAGAUAAAGUAAAGCCUCUCCAAGACUACAUUAAGCUCAAGGCCUGAGUGGAAGAACGAACGAACAGGGGAAUCUCAUAGUUGCUCGGCCGUCAGCUGUUGUGGGAGAUGUGUUAGGAUGUCAGCUGCAGAACUUGGUUAUUUUUAAGGCCUCUUCUCCCCAGGGCCUUGUUGAAGCACUGACUUAGGGGAAUUUUGCCCUUUUUAAAACUGUGAGAGUGGAAAAAUGCAAUAACAUACCUCACCAAGAACAUUUCCUUCUGAAAAUCUGGUUGUAUAGAGAUGGCUUCCAGUGCAGGGACUCCAGGGAAUCAGAAGGACCUGGCUGGUGGCCAGACUACCUGACCCUGGAUAGACUACUAGUCAAAGAAUGUUUCCUGUUUUUAUUGUUAAAAAAAAAAAAAAAGACUUUAUUUCUUAUCAAUGGCAGCUAUACCACUGUAAAAUGACACUGAGAAGUUUUUUGAUUCUUCUGGAAAAUGCCAAGAAUGUUGGUGCAGGUUUUUCUUGGCUUGGAUGUCAAAUGUAUGUUUGUUUCUGUUUUUAUUGUUUAGAUUUGUCACUGUUUUGUUGUUAUCGUUGUUUUAAUAGAGAAACACAUCUGAAUACCUGCCUUCUGGGAUUGGGUGGAUGGGUCCCUUUUUAACUUUUUUUUUAAACCUCAAAUAUUGCUCUGCCUUGUAGGUAUUUAAAGAUGCUGCUGCCUCCUGAAGUGACUUAGCUUUUUUGCUCAGUAAGAUGUCUUGUUUACAAAUUAUAUCAGGGAUUUAAUGUUACUUGAAGGUUCCUUAGGAAAAAAAAAAAAAAAGUUUUGUCUGUGAGUGAUGCACUGCCCAUAAUGCUAAAGUGUUCUAAGUUGAACUAUUUUAUGGCUUGCUUACUAAAAACUGAUAGCUAGACUUUCUUCUUGUCAGAAAGAAAAGAAAUAAUUAGCAAAGGUCGUUUUCUAAGCUUUUUGUAGUUCCAGAUGGCCCCUAGACUUUCUGCUAGUGGAGUUUUCCCCUAUAAUAAUCAGCCCCUAGAUAAGAUCUUUGAAAAGUAAAUGACAGUUUUGUUCUCUGCUUCUGUAAAGGAUGAGAACCUAGCCUGGGUUUUUGUUUGUAUGAAGCAAAGAGAUGGAGCAUUUGUAAAAAUGCAGAGAUGUGUUUAUUCAAGAGGAUGAAUGCCCUCAGAACAUUUGCUGUCAGAUUGGUCAGAUUGAAAGGGGCAGUAUUGGAGAAGGUUGGUGUACAUCUAGAGGGCACUGAUGGGAAGUUUGUCAGGAGGGUUGUUCCACAGAGGGAGCCCUAAAUCACAUUAUAUCUGACAAUAUAAACAAUGUGCAAUAAUAUUUUUUUUACUCUGACUUAUGUGGCCCAUGCUCAAUGUGUUUUUGAGGGUUGGGAGGCAGGGUGAGAAAAAGGUGGGGAAAGGGAAAAAUGAGAAGUUGGAUGUUGUCCCUCUAGCACCAUAUUAUGGUCCUUUCCUAAAGUAACUUUUAGGAGAAAUCAGUGACGUGUUUCCAACUUCUUUAAGACUACAACAGUGAAAACCCACCCCACCUUCCACCUUGGUGGGCACCAAAAGUUGGUCUCAAUCUAAUCUGAAUAACUUUUCUUGCAUAGAAAAGAUGAAGUUUUUAAUAAAAAGGUAGGUUGAAGGUGGGCGGGGUAGAUGAAAAACAUAAAUAUCAAGCAAAAAUAAAGCCUUAGAGUGAUGCAACAUUAAGCAUUCCUCUUUUGGAAAUUUGGUGUUUUUUUCUGAUCUGUUUUCAUAGUUUGCGAGCUCUGUCUGGUCUCUACACUAUUUUAUUGGGCAUCCUCUCAGGGUAACAGGUGUGGAGUUAAGGGUUGACAGCAGAAUCCAGCAACCAGCCCCACCUUUUCUUCCAUUUGGUGAAACUCUCCCUCUCUUUUCUGCUUCCCCUGCUGGUUCCUGGAGGAAAGCUCCCCCAAUAAAGAGCUAACUGAUU
Molecule: messenger RNA, 4815 nt
Organism: Antechinus flavipes (yellow-footed antechinus)
Lineage: Eukaryota; Metazoa; Chordata; Mammalia; Dasyuromorphia; Dasyuridae
Gene: CCNJL
Product: cyclin J like
Exons: 5
Coding region: 1706-2872 (388 amino acids)
Biological process (GO): regulation of cyclin-dependent protein serine/threonine kinase activity; mitotic cell cycle phase transition
Cellular component (GO): cyclin-dependent protein kinase holoenzyme complex; nucleus; cytoplasm
Molecular function (GO): cyclin-dependent protein serine/threonine kinase regulator activity
Source: RefSeq, a predicted model, not a curated record